Molecule: messenger RNA, 743 nt
Organism: Octodon degus (degu)
Lineage: Eukaryota; Metazoa; Chordata; Mammalia; Rodentia; Octodontidae
Product: eukaryotic translation initiation factor 1A, X-chromosomal-like
Exons: 2
Coding region: 109-681 (190 amino acids)
Biological process (GO): translational initiation
Cellular component (GO): cytoplasm
Molecular function (GO): RNA binding; translation initiation factor activity
Source: RefSeq, a predicted model, not a curated record
GAACCGGCUCGCGGGGCUUCCUGACUGGAAUGGACCUCAGAGCGGUGAUGUUAUUUAUAGAAAGGCACUGCUAUAGACUUAUGAAGAGAACCUGAUCUUCUCUCUCCCAUGCAUGCAGCUUGGCCUCCAGCACCAGCCUCGUCCAACAAGGUCCUUUGCCACACCUGUCAUGCCUCUCAGGGGUGUCGCCAGCGCUGCAGCCCUCCAGGAAACCAGAGAAGCUCCUCCACUGUCUUUACCACCAUGCCCAAGAAGAAAGGUAAAGGAGGUAAAAACAGGCACAGAAGUAAGAAUGAGAAUGAAUCUGAAAAAAGAGAAUUGUUGUUCAAAGAGGACAGACAAGAAUAUGCUCAGGCAAACGAGAUGCUGGGAAAUGGACAAUUAGAAGCGAUGUGUUUUGAUGGUGAGAAGAGAUUAUGUACAUCAGAGAGGCAAUUGAGAAAAAAAAAAGCUUGGAUAAAUACCUCAGACAUUGGAUUGGUUGGUCUCCGAGAUUACCAGAAUAACAAAGUUGAUGUGAUUCUAAAAUACAAUGCGGAUGAAGUGAGAAGUCUAAAAGCAUAUGGCGAGCUUCUCAAACAUGCUAAGAUCAAUGAAGCUGAUACAUUUGGUCCUGGAGAUAAUGAUGAAAUUCAGUUUGAUGACGUUGGAGAUGAUGAAAAAGACAUUGAUGAUAUCUAAAUUAAGCCUAACGUUUUACAUUCUAGUUUUUUGGAAGUGUCCUACAAUUUGGAUUUUGGCCA